UGACGAAACCUAUUUUUUCAGAAAAUCUCUUGUUUUAAAUGUCUGAAACUAGAGAGAAAGAUGGGACAAGUGAUAAUUUAGAGAAGUCCAGUGGUUCCGAGGACCCUGAGCUGAACCAUGUUGUUGUGCUUGAACCUGAGAUCAAACACGACCUGGUUCCAAUCCACUCUCUCCUCCUGGACCACGCCAUCCAUCUGCAGGAGAAGGUCAACAGGGAGAUCUACAACAUUGGACUCGUCAGAAGAAAACUAGCACGGGAAAUGGGUACAGUGGCUGAGAGUCUAAUAGGUCUUGGUGGAGUAUCUCUACCGGACGGUCUCCAAAUACCCUCUGUCCUCCCUGAAUCCUCGCCUCAUCAUAAUGUACUAUCUGCCAUCCUCAGCAUUCAUAAAUACAGGGAUUUCUCGGUUAAGAUGUUACAAGAACGGUCGGCAAAGUUCGAGGCCGUUCCCAUCCCACCUCGAACAGAGGACAGUCCGACAGAUUUUAACGAAGCUUCGGACGAUAUGGACAAAAGUUUUCAUUAUCUCAGGACACUAUUGGAUCAGAUUGGAGAAUGUGGUCGUGAGCUACAGAUGUGUGAAGAGGAUGGAGUAAACCUCCGGAGAUUCAGCUCCGAGACUUGUCGACAGAUUGACGCUCUGGAGAAACAAUACGUUUUCGACAAGAUGGAAGAAUUAAACUUCAGAUCUUGCAGUAUACAGUCAAGGAAACCUGUGAAAUCCAUAGGACACACUUUAGAUCUCCAGGAGAUAAUGUCCCUGGCGAAGAACGCCAAGUCUAUGGUGUACGAAGUAAGUCUGAAGAUGCUCAGGGUGGUCGAUCAUCUCAAGGGUGCAGAAAUAUCCAGUACUGCAGCAUACCAUGCAAUAACUAAAGAGAACUCAGAACUUCUCAGGAACUCAAAUCAAUCAGAUUGUUGUAAUUUCUUUCAUUUUCUACGAUUCACUGGUUGUUUGAUUAGUUGUCUAGAUGUUUAG
Messenger RNA from Eurytemora carolleeae, 980 nucleotides. RefSeq lists its product as uncharacterized. The record is from RefSeq and is a predicted model, not a curated record. The coding region runs from base 39 to 980 and encodes 313 amino acids. The transcript is spliced from 7 exons. Lineage: Eukaryota; Metazoa; Arthropoda; Copepoda; Calanoida; Temoridae.